Molecule: messenger RNA, 1236 nt
Organism: Didymodactylos carnosus
Lineage: Eukaryota; Metazoa; Rotifera; Eurotatoria; Philodinida; Philodinidae
Source: the annotation of a GenBank genome assembly
AUGGGUUUAUCGUCUUCAGUUGCUUCAGGGGCAUCCGCUUCAAGUGCUUCGGUUGCGUCUAGUGCAAGUGCUUCGUCUGAGUCUGGUUCAAGUGCUUCGUCUGAGUCUGGUUCAAGUGCUUCGUCUGGGUCUGGUUCAAGUGCUUCGUCUGGGUCUGGUUCAAGUGCUUCGCCUAAGUCAUCUUCAUCAUCUUCCGUAUGGGAUAAUACUUUAAAUCAAACAUCACCAGAUCUUGUCUGGUAUAAAACAAUAGAAAAGAAAUUAGAAAAAUGUGGUUUAAUAAAAGAUAAAAUGAAUGAAAGCGAUCGUAAAAAAUUAAUUAUUAGCCUUGGUGAAAAACGCUUCUUCAAAGAAAAAUAUCUGACAUUAAAUAAAGAUUACAAUGAAAAUAUAUUACAAAAAUUAAAUGAAGAGAUAACUCUAAUGGACGAUCUCCCUGAAAGUUUAAAACAAGAUAUAACUGAUGAUGAAAAAUCAAAAUAUAUUGAUCGAAUAUUGGAGUAUCGUAGAGAUGCCAAAAGGUUUGAUGUUCGAAUGUUUUUAUCAAAAUUAAGCCGUCUAAGACCACAUAAACUACUGUUCUUUUCAGAAUAUGGUACCGUUCAUGCUGGUUUAGAAAUAGACGGUGUUACUAUAGAAUGGGGGUGUGAAAGUCUUGUGCUACCAAAUAUUAAUACAAGACGUAUGUUAAUAUAUGCACGAGUUAAUUUCGAAAAAAUGUUUCCAGACACAGUUUGGGGAAAUGUAAAAGCAUUAGUAAGACAUCCACUUGAUUAUAUUGCUAAUGUUUAUCAAAUGAUAUAUGAUAGAAUUCUAGCAAUUGGCCACAUAACACAAGAUAAAUUAGAUAAAAUUGAAAGUGUUUGUAUUCAUUAUAAUCGAAAUAUAACAUAUAAUGUAUUCAAUAAAAAUUGUCAAACAUUUAUGAAAAAUAUUUUAGAUGCAAUUGGAUUAAAAUUUGAACCCGAAGGUGAAUUUAAAAAAUUUAUGGAUCGAAUAACAUCAGGUGAAGAAGAAAUUGGAAAAUUUCAAUAUAUAUCAGCAGUAUUUCAAUCAAGAAAUGAAUUUGACCAUUAUGUUGAUCAACACUGGCAUUCUACUAGUAAUCAAUGGAAUAAAAAAGUAUUAAUUUGUUAUUCAGAUAUGAUGGAUGAUAUGUAUAAACAAGGUGACAAAAAAUGGGGGCCGAUAGAUGAUGAAAGCAAAUGGGCGGAAAGGAUCGAAAGUGUUGCCUGA